Molecule: messenger RNA, 2406 nt
Organism: Trachymyrmex cornetzi
Lineage: Eukaryota; Metazoa; Arthropoda; Insecta; Hymenoptera; Formicidae
Product: transmembrane protein 104 homolog
Exons: 6
Coding region: 333-1838 (501 amino acids)
Source: RefSeq, a predicted model, not a curated record
CGCGGCAUACAAGUUAUACAAUAUACGUAUUGCACACGUGCGCGCGCGCACGCACACACACAACACACUUUGAGGUGGCUGAUUUUGACAAGAUGAAAGACGUGGGUGGAGCAUGUCAACAUCUUUAUGAUAAGUACAGUUGCGUUGUCAUAUCAAUGGAAAAGUACGGAUCAACGACAAGUCGGUGAUCAUCGGCGUUUGUCUGGUUUGUCAGUGACUAGUAGAUGGAUAUGUGAGCAAGACGAGAGAGGGCAAGUGAACGAGACGCGACAUCCUCUCUCUCAGAUACUUAUAGUGGUUUAAGAAUUUAACGUUGGUUCGACUCGAGAGAGAUGCCCGAGGAGAAUAUUAACGAUCAGUAUCCAACAUGGGUUGGGCUCGUGUACAUCUUCAAUCUCAUCGUUGGAACAGGCGCUUUGACUUUACCCGCUGUAUUUAGUCGAGCAGGAUGGGCACUUGGAUUAAGUGUCAUUUUAGUGUUGGCGUUCAUCAGUUUUAUCACAGUUACAUUUGUCAUAGAAGCAAUGGCAUCUGCCAAUGCUAUUGUUAUGUGGAGGCAUAUGCAACAUCGAAAACGCGUUUUACAGACGAUAAGUGAACCUGGUCUUUCCAAUUCAGAUUCGGAGGACACUCCAUUGGUAGCUCCUCCUUCAACCAGUCCAGAUUAUUUGGAUACGACUUGUAGAUAUUAUGUAAUUUGCGAUAAAAUAGAAAUGGGACAGAUGGCAUCCAUCUUUUUUAACAGAUUUGGCACUACUCUAUUUUAUUUAUGUUUCGCUAUAUAUCUAUAUGGAGAUUUAAGCAUUUAUGGUGCAGCAAUCGCAAAGUCACUAGCAGAUGUCGCCUGUACUUAUUUGCCAAAAAAUCUUACCUGCAAUGACACUGUACCAGAUACUGAACUUUGUUGGGAAGGUCCUAUGUUUACUCGACUGGAUGUGUAUAGAAUAUUCCUGACCAUGUUUGUAUUAUUAUUGGGUCCCUUUGUAUUUUUCAAUGUUCAAAAGACCAAGUAUCUUCAACUACUGACUUCGAUAAUGCGAUGGCUCGCAUUCACUAUAAUGAUCGUAUAUGCUAUAAAAAAUCUUUUUGUGCACGGCCCUCGUGGCGAUCCACCUAUCGCAAAUUUAGCCGGAAUUCCAAGUCUUUUCGGUGCUUGCGUUUACUCCUUCAUGUGUCAUCAUUCGUUACCGGCCUUGGUUACACCAAUAACGAACAAGUCUAAACUAAGUCAAUUCCUAGCUCUCGAUUACACUCUAAUCGCUCUCUUUUAUUUACUGUUAGCUCUAACUGGCAUCUUUGCCUUUCAGCGUUUGGACGAUCUUUAUACUUUGGACUUUGGACCACGUGGUUUAGGCAAUUGUUCCAAGAAUGACAAUAUUUUUAUGCUCCUUAUGGAAUAUUUUUUAGCCCUUUUCCCAGUAUUUACUUUGAGUACCAGUUUUCCCAUUAUAGCAAUUACACUCCGAAAUAAUUUGCAGACACUCUUUUUAAAAGAGGAUACAUCUUACAAUUUAUGUCUUCAGAAACUCGUCUUCCCCGUCUUGGCGGUAAUACCACCAUACUUGAUCGCGAUUAUUACCAAAGAUCUGUCAAUAUUAGUUGGUAUCACAGGCUCGUACGCUGGAGCAGGAAUACAGUAUUUAAUACCUACAUUUUUAGUUUAUUAUGCCAGACAAAAGACUAAUAAGAUUAUCGGCCUUGGGGUCAUGAACAAAUUCGCAAGUCCUUUCUCAGGCAGGUAUUGGUUAGUUUUCGUCAUAGUAUGGGCUAUUACUUGUAUGAUUUUAGUAUCGGUUAAUUUCAUACAAAUACAUUUGCAAUCUUGGAUCAGUCAAUAACAAAAUCAAUAUUAUUUAUACCAAAAGAGAAAAGAACUUGAUGUUCUAAAAGCUCUAUCAUAGAGACGAAUGCAGGAUGUUUAUGAGAAACUUGACUGCGGACUAACUCCAUUGAUACGUUUCUUAAAACUUAUUACAGCAAAAGUAUGGAUAUCAUAUACUACGUUUAUACAACAUCCUUCAUUAAUCAGGUUUAAUAAUAUACGUUUUGUUAUGAAAUUGGCCAAUUUUGUAGGCAUUUCUCUGAAGAAUGGAGGAAUGACUGAGAUUGGCCAGAGCCGUAACUAUAUAUCAAUUAUAAUAUAAUCGAUGUUAUUAAAUCCGAUUAUAAGGAUGCCGUAUAAAUGUAGUCGUAGAAUUAUCCAGAGCCAACAGUCAGUCGAUAUUGAUAUGAGCGCUUGGAUCGAACUAAAGUAACUAAACUCGUAAAGUGAUAGACACGAGAUAAGAGCGAUGAUACAAUACGAUCUGUAACGUGACUAAUCUUUGCGAUCUGUGAAAGCCUUCAACGGAAUAUCGACAAGUAAUAAGCUUUUUACAAUAAGCCAUUAUCUAAGCUUUUAAGUCU